This is a messenger RNA of Puccinia graminis f. sp. tritici CRL 75-36-700-3, 870 nucleotides long. RefSeq lists its product as uncharacterized. Bases 1 to 870 code for a protein of 289 amino acids. NCBI's taxonomy places the organism in Eukaryota, Fungi, Basidiomycota, Pucciniomycetes, Pucciniales, Pucciniaceae. The record is from RefSeq and is a predicted model, not a curated record. The transcript has a single exon.
AUGGCUGGCCACUCCCUCAUUCCUUCCACCAACCCGUCCAGCAAACCUCCUGCAAGAUCCACCAAGAAUUUCAAAUGCUUGUACUGUUUUCAGAAAGGCCACACCAUUUCCAGGUGUCAUAUAGUCAGCUAUGAUCAGCAGAAAGGAUUAAUUAGAAGAAUUGGCUCUGAAUUUUGGCUCUCGGACAACUCACCUAUACUCUUGGAUCCCUGGAGGCCUAUCAAGGACAUAGUGGACACCUUUUCAGCCACUCAGAAUCAAUCCCUGGUUUCUCCUCCCCCAUCAACAAGCUUCAGUUACUCUUUUACCUCAACCGCAGCUACUGAAAAGUCAACAAUGGAAGACUCAGAGGACCUCAACAAAUUCACCCUUUCUUCAGCUCAAACAAUAGAAGAAACCAACCACCAGGUAGUCGAUAAUCUCCCUUCUCCUGGAUCCAUUGCAGUCAAGUUGAAUGGAUACAACUGUGAAGGAUUGCUGUGCCCUGGACUACUUUUUAAUUUCAUCUCAGAAGAGGAGGCUCAAGAACUUGACUUCGACGUUCAUCCGAAAGACAUAUGGAUGCCAGGGAUUUGUGACGAUGACAUCAAAAUCUCAGGAAUAGCAUUGGCUUCUCUGUCAAUUGGUGGAGUUUUUGAAACGACCUUGUUCUUAGUUACUCAGAAGAUUGGACCACUUAUCCUUGGAAAACCCUUCAUGAAGGAUUUUUCGGCCGUCAUCAACUACAAUGAACCAGAGCCCCCAAUAUUGAAAGUUUCAGAUCCCGGAGGCAUUAAACACCUGUUCCCAAUUUCUCAAGUUGAGAGAACAAGCUCUCAAGGAAUCAGAUCCGACUUCAAGGACACCUCUUCGUUCUUUUUGGAUUGCUAG